AUGUUUUCCCUGGGGUUUUGGAUCUUCGCCUUGCUUUUCUUGGCCACAAGGACGUCUGGAUCCUCGCCCGAUGAUCUGGAUGGCGCUCGACAGGGUAUCUUAGGGGCGAACGCCUCAUUCGACUUUGUUGUGGUUGGUGCCGGGGCAUCGGGCUUGACUCUGGCCGCUCGCCUGGCCGAACAGAGGUUCAGUGUUGCUCUGGUUGAAGCGGGGGACUUUUACGAGCUCCGAUACCCUCUGGCACAGAUUCCUGGGGCUGCAAUUGUGGGAAUAGGAGCCAGCGUCAACAGCACGACCCCCAUUGACUGGGGGUUUAUUGCUUAUGGCGUUCCGGGAGCGAACUACCGCAACGUUCACUACCCCAGAGGCAGAUGCCUAGGAGGAUCGACUGCCACCAACAUGAUGAUAUACCAAAGGCCAAAUAAAGAGGCGAUGCAAAAGUGGGCCGAACUCGUUGAUGACGAUAGCUACACCUUCAGACGAGUCCUGCCAUUCUUUCAACGAACGGCUAACUUCACCCCGCCCAACAACAAGCUUCGUACAAGCAAUGCCUCGGCGGCAUUCGAUACAGGGGCGUUCGAUACACGUGGCGAGCCUCUGCAUGUGUCCUACCCCGACAAUCCCGUGACAUUUUCAAGCUGGGUACAACGUGGGAUGGAGUCUAUAGGCAUUGACGCGGUCCAGGACUUCAAUAGCGGGACGCUACUGGGUGCUCAGUAUUGCACUUUGACCAUAAACCCACACAAGAAGCUCCGAAGUAGCUCCGAAGCCGCUUUCAAGAGUACAUCGAUACCACGUCUAGCAACGCUUGCACUGUACAAGAGCACGAUGGCAAAAAGGAUUCUAUUCAGUUCAGAACGGCGAGCAAUUGGGAUAGUAGUCAGGACGCGGGAAUCGGAAUAUACAUUGCGGGCCACACGGGAGGUGAUAGUUUCCGCAGGUGCCUUCCAGAGCCCCCAGCUAUUGAUGGUGUCUGGAAUCGGUCCGGUCAGUGUUCUGAAAGAGCACGGCAUCGAUGUUAUCGUGGAUCUUCCGGGGGUAGGGCAGAACAUGUGGGAUCAUGUGUUUUUCGGGCCCUCGUACCGAGUAGGGCUCGAAACCAGUACCAGGAUCGCCACCGACCUUCUAUACCUGUUCCAAAUGAUUGUCCAGUACAUCGGCUAUCAUCAUGGGCCAUUGACAAACCAAGGAACGGACUUUUUGGCGUUUGAAAAGUUUCCCAGCAGGGUGCGGUCCCAGUUUUCCGAAGGAACUGUCGAUGAUCUCUCAUGGUUCCCUGCUGGCUGGCCCGAAGUCGAGUAUCUCCCAGUACCUCUUCACGUCGGAGAUUUCUCUGACCCUGUCAAACAACAACCGCACGAUGGUGCCCAGUAUGCGUCAAUAAUCGGGGCAUUAGUCGCACCCACCUCUCGCGGGAAUGUCACCAUAAUCUCCGACGAUACAGAUGAUCUGCCGAUAAUCAACCCUAAUUGGCUUGCAACAAAGACAGAUCAAGAGGUGGCUAUCGCGCUGUAUCGACGACUCCGCGAAGCUUUUCGGAGCGAGGGCAUGGCCCCGAUCAUCAUCGGAGCAGAAUACUUCCCCGGAGACCAGGUGCAGAGUGAUGAGGAGAUCCUGGAUGUGAUUCGGAGCACGCUUAUGACAGUCUACCAUGCCUCCUGUACGUGCAAGAUGGGCGUCCGCAAUGAUACCAUGGCCGUCGUCGACAGUCAGGCCAGAGUGUUUGGAGUGGAGGGAUUGCGAGUGGUCGAUGCCAGUGCAUUUCCGAUCCUGCCUCCUGGACAUCCCCAAUCGGUAGCCUAUAUGCUUGCAGAGAAGAUCGCAUCCGAUAUCAUUAUGUGGGAUUGA
Messenger RNA from Aspergillus ibericus CBS 121593, 1848 nucleotides. RefSeq names its product GMC family oxidoreductase. Gene Ontology annotation, biological process: secondary metabolite biosynthetic process. Bases 1 to 1848 code for a protein of 615 amino acids. The record is from RefSeq and is a predicted model, not a curated record. NCBI's taxonomy places the organism in Eukaryota, Fungi, Ascomycota, Eurotiomycetes, Eurotiales, Aspergillaceae. Gene Ontology annotation, molecular function: flavin adenine dinucleotide binding; oxidoreductase activity, acting on CH-OH group of donors. The transcript is spliced from 5 exons.